Cuculus canorus (common cuckoo) is the source of this 2276-nucleotide messenger RNA. It is a transcript of the gene PLD4, whose product is annotated as phospholipase D family member 4. Gene Ontology annotation, biological process: phagocytosis; hematopoietic progenitor cell differentiation. The transcript has 11 exons. Gene Ontology annotation, molecular function: catalytic activity. Gene Ontology annotation, cellular component: trans-Golgi network membrane; nucleus; phagocytic vesicle. NCBI's taxonomy places the organism in Eukaryota, Metazoa, Chordata, Aves, Cuculiformes, Cuculidae. The coding region runs from base 298 to 1812 and encodes 504 amino acids. The record is from RefSeq and is a predicted model, not a curated record.
CUGCAGAAAAUUAUGCCAAACAGAUCGGGAUAAAGACCUGGAGUCAAAGAACUGGGUACUCCAUCCGGAUGAUAACCUAGGACUCUGUCAGUGUGUGUUUUGAAACUCGCUGUUUAAGAGGAAGUUAUCUGCAGUAGGAAGAAGAAAACGGGAGAACCCAGAACAAAUCUGCUGGCGAAAAGUGUCUGCACCGCCUCCUGUAAGUAGAAUUGGGAGUAACAUCAGACUACAGUAGGGCAUCCACAGAGAAGGAGGUCUUCCAGGAGGAUUGUGAAAAAACCAUUAAAAACACCCCUGAUGUUUAAUGAGUCCUCCAACAUGAAAUUACGCAUGAACAAUCAAAAAGACAUCAAAACGUUUCAAAUCUUAUGUGCAAUUUUGAUGCUUGGUCUUGUUGUCCUGAUGGCCGUUUACUUCAUAAGAGUGGACAGGAUAACUGAUCCUAAAGGAGAAGAAGCUGUUAUCAGCCUCUAUAAAGAGGUGGAGGAGGAAGAAAGACUCUAUAAAGAUGUCCUAGGAACGAGAAUAAUUGAGGAGGACACCAAUAAGUCAAAUGAUUCCUGCAGCUUUGAACUUGUGGAAAACAUUCCAUAUGACUUAGCUUUUGAAAUAAAUAGUACCGCGGCCAAACCCUUGUACCAAGCCUGGAUGAGACUCCUUGAUAUGGCCCAGGAAAAAAUUCAUGUGGCUUCUUACUAUUGGUCUCUUACUGGGAAGGAUAUCAGUGUCAAUGAUUCAUCUUCCAAGCAGGGUGAAGAUAUUCUGAAGAGGUUUGAGAGAUUACUCGCAGAGAAUGUCUCUGUGUAUGUUGCAGCAAGUGUACCAACUUUGGCUACAAAUUCAACUGACCUUGAGUUUCUAGAAGAAAAAGGGGCUCAUGUAAAGAAGAUCAAUUUUGGACAUUUGGCAGGAGGAGUGUUGCAUAGCAAAUUCUGGAUUGUAGACAUGAAACACAUAUAUAUCGGUAGUGCGAAUAUGGACUGGAGAUCUUUAUCUCAGGUGAAAGAGUUUGGUGUUGUGAUAUACAACUGCAGCUGCUUGGCCAAAGACCUCUGGAAAACAUUUAGCACUUACUGGGAUCUUGGAUAUGCUAAUGCCACUGUCCCAUUUCCUUGGUCUUUUAAUUAUUCUACUCACAUUAACAAGCAUCGGCCUCUGGAAGUAGAAUUUAAUGGAACCUUGACAAAAGCCUACUUUUCUGCUUCUCCUCCAGCAUUUUGUCCAGAAGGUCGAACCUAUGACCUCUUUGCUAUAAUCAGUAUUAUCAGUGAGGCACAGGAAUUUGUCUAUGUUUCUGUUAUGGAAUAUUUCCCUACCAGCCGUUUCGUUCAUCCACAAAGGUACUGGCCAGCCAUCGACAAUGCUUUGAGACGUGCGGCUUUCAACCACAGAGUACAAAUCCGGCUUCUGGUCAGCUGCUGGACCUACACUGACCCAGCCAUGCUCUACUACCUUAGGUCCCUGCGUGCUCUCAACAACCCACAAGCCCACAUCAGUGUUGACGUGAAACUCUUCAUUGUUCCAGUUCUGAAUCACACAAAUAUUCCUCAUGGGAGGGUGAAUCACAACAAAUAUAUGGUCACUGAUAAAGUAGCCUAUAUUGGGACUUCCAAUUGGUCAGAAGAUUACUUCGUUAGUACAGCUGGCGUGGGACUAAUUAUCAAACAGAAUUUGACCAACCUGCAAAGAAGGCAACUGCCUAUCCAGGAACAAUUAAAAAACCUUUUUGAACGAGAUUGGAAUUCCAAAUAUGCAGUGAACUUGGAAGAUGUACAGGGAUAUAAAGACUGUAACUGGAUGUGCAGAAUCUGAAAUGAAUUGAAAAACACAAUUUAAAUAGUAACAAAAAUAUAUUUGAAUUUUGUUUCCUGUGUAAAACAAAGAGGGUUCUUCUUUGUCUUUAUCAGAAAAGUUGUUUCUCAUGGUGUGCACACUAUGUGAUGGUGCAAGAACUUCUCAAAAUUGAGUCUAUCUGCAAUGUCUUUAGUCAGUGUGUGACAUUUCCUUUUUUGUGCGAUUACCUCAUCCCAUAGUCAAUGAAACGCAUGCGGUGUUAUGUGACAAGCUGAUUGAUAUUAAAGCAAACAUGAAAGAUACAACUGGAUUUUAAUACAUCAGAGAUACAGAUCAUUAUUGCUGUGCUAUUUUCUCUUAGGAAGCUAAUAUUUCAACUUUAAUGUUCCAUUAAUAGUGUUUGCUUACAUGCGUUUAAGUUUUUUCUUAAUAACCCCCUGGCCACUUUAAGAUUUGAGACGUGUAAGUGAGGGCACGGUUUU